UUCUUAAUCCUUUGGGGGUAUAAAAUAAUGUUCCUUUGGGCUGCUGGCAGUGGGCUCUUCUCAUCCCUGGGACUCUGCUUUGAAGUUGGAAGUUGUGAAUUGGUCUUCCCUUCUUGGAGGUUCGGAAAAGAAACUUGUAAAGUAUUUUAGAGCUCCCUCCUCGCCAACCUGAGUUCUGAUGUCUGCUUAAAUCCUCGCUGUUUUCGGUGGUCUUAUACUGGUGUUUUUUUCUAGCGUGCCUGAGAGUUUCCCCUCCCCAACUCCACAAUGGUUCUUUCUGUAGGCAAUUUCAGGCUAGGAAACAAAAAACACUACGCAUCUUGAAAUAGGCUCCGAGAAAGGCAGCUAGCUUGAAGUAAAAGUGGUUAUUUCCUGCUUUACAUAGAGGAGAGAGAAAAAGAGCAGUGUGCUUUCUAUCUGAAACCUGCUGAUUUUUUUCAGAUGGAAGAUUUGCCUGUUUCAGGCUUGAGGUUUAGCUGUUGAGUGUCAACUGUCCUCUUUCCGUUGAGUUAAAGAAUGUGACUGUAGGUGCAAACAGUGCACUCUUAUCAGGCAUUGAGUAAAACAGAACAGUAUUUAGACCACAUCUGCUUGUAUCAUAUCUGAGCUUCGGAAUAUAGUAAAGGAGAAUCCACUGUUCCCUGGUUGUUUGUGGUGUUGGAGCAUUCCUAAAGAUCUAGGGAAGCCCCAUGCAGGAGUUUGAUUUGCGAAGUGAUGGCCCAGUGAUGCACCAUUGCCAGUUUCUCAUGUUGAAAGUUCCCAUAACUGCAUCGCAGGUCUUUAAAAUAGCUGCAUGUCAGCAUUACCUUAACUAACUGUAGGUUUAUCAAGUGGCUUGGCAGAGAGAGAGAGAAAGGGGAGGGAGAGGGGGGAGGUUGUACGGUAAGAGUGUCAGAGUUGGAAUCUUUGCACACCAGUUUCUAAGUGGUUUUUCUUGUUGAAAUUCCCAAGAGGAAUGGGAAAUGUCCUUGUUGACCUUUGUUUGAGGGAAGGGGGUCAUAAUGGACCCUGAGUUUCUCUCUCCUCAAUUGACAAUAGCACAAAUAAGUGUUGAGGAAGAGGCAGCCUGUUGCCAUUUCCUGAGCACUGGACUGUGGAAUUCACAAGGAAUAGAUACUGCUUAUGGAGAGGAGGGUGACAAUUCUAGCAUCCACUGUUAGACUUCAUAGAAAAGAGGAACGAAAACUAGAUGCUGGCAAACAAAUGACAGGAAGAGAUUAUCGCGUUAGUAGUAACCUGCAUGUGAGUGCAUGAUCCAGUGUGGCAGUUCUUAUGGUGCGUUGCCAAUACCGAACCCCACUUGCACCCUGUAUUACUGCCACAGAGAGGUGAGCAGUUAUACUUGCAUUGGGUGUGGACAAGUAUUAGCAAACCAGCAGCAGUAAUUUCCUGGGCAUUUCUAAAGCUUCCCAGCGGCAACCACUUUUCUGGAAACACUUGUUUUCCAGGAUGAUAACCCUUAGCGGCUGGUUCUUCUAGCAGUGCCUGCAGGCCUUACUGGCAAACCGAAACUCCUUUAUCUCAGGUGCCAGAACUUUAAACGAGCUGGGAAGCCAAAGUCUUCAUCCACAGCCACAUAAAAAAACUUGUUAGUCCUAUUCUGUGCAGAACGUGCCUAGCUUAAUUUGGUUUCAAAGUUUGCCUGCUUGCCAAAUUUGGACUUUUGCAGGCUUUUGGUUGUUGAAAGUGACAGCUGUUGCUUGGAGAAGCAGAUGUGGAGAGGUGCUGGAGGGCUUCUGUAGGAAGGAUGUUCACUGAAGUCCUCUGUUGAGGACUUCCUUCUUGGGGUGCUAAACACUCAGCAGAAAUAAAAAUGGUUUCUGAUUAUUUUUCUGUGAGGACUAGAGAGCUAACUAGCAUGUGUAGUAUUUAGAGCAGAGUUAUCCAAACACUGUGUCGGGACACGUUAGUGUGUCAUUGUACAAACACUCCCCACACUCCUCCUGGGGCUGGAAAGGGGUUAGCUUAACCUCUGGUUUGCUGUGUCACGAAAUGAUGCAUGUCUCAAAAGUGUGUCACCAGCAUGAAAAGUUUGGUAAGCUGUGGGUUAGAGUGUUUGGACCAAAACCUGAGGGAUCAAGGCUCAAAUCCCCCACUCGGCCAUGAAGCUCACUGGGUGUGGGUGACCUGGGGCCAGUCACUCCCUCUCAGCAUAGCCUACCUAACAGGAUUGCUGUGGGGUUUCAGGGAGAACCACGUACGCCACCUUGAGCGUCUUGGAGAACAAAAUGUGGGCUAUAAUACAAUGUGGGUUUGCAGCAAUCAGCCUGCCAGUUGAUGUGCGAUAAAGGCUGACUUCCUUUCCUAACCAUGUGCAGAUCUGGUCAUGCGUCCUUCCCCUUCCGAGCCUUGUUGAGUCUCACCUAGGACCUGCGGGAGCAGUGAUGAAUUUCAGCUUUACGGGGUAAUCGCUUUUUUACAGCUGGCCAUAAACCUCUUGCUUGGGCUUCUGAUCCAGUACAGUACUUAGCAUGACAGCCAGUUACCACACCUGCUUCUUUACCCUGCGCCAGAUCAAAUGUUUAUCCAGCAUGUUUUAAAAUAAUUACAAUUGUCAGGACUCUGGCCUUGCUUGGCAACUUGUAACGCUCAGGCUGUCGAAAUUACUCAAUGUCCCCACUGCCCCCUCAUUGUCAAUACUUGCUGCGAGAGGCCAGCAGGAAGGAGGUUGUGUUCAGGCAUUGCACUUUUCAGGUGCAUAAAGAGCUGCCAGUCUGGUUACCCCUGCCUCCUCUAAGAAGAAGAAGAAGAGUUUGGAUUUGCUAUCCCGCUUUAUCACUACCCGAAGGAGUCUCAAAGCGGCUCACAAUCUCCUUUCCCUUCCUCCCCCACAACAAACACUCUGUGAGGUGAGUGAGGCUGAGAGACUUCAGAGAAGUGUGACUAGCCCAAGGUCACCCAGCAGGUGCAUGUGGAGGAGCGGAGACGCGAACCUUCCUCCUCCUCCUCCUCCUCCUCCUCCUCCUCCUCCUCCUCCUCCUCCUCCUCUUGUUUUCUAUCCUCUUCGUCUUGUGUGGAUUUCCUUGGGCUUUUCAGUAUUGCAAGUAAAUUCUGGAGCCCCUAAGUUAACACAAGUCAGGCAGAUUCCAGGGCAGAAGCAGAAUAGGCCUGUUAGGUGCUUCCUAGUGGGGUUUCACUUGCUUGAACAAACUGUCACGGACAUGAGUCUACGUAUAUCUGCUCAGUGUUUAGGACCACAAGAGGUAUGCAUACUGCUGGGAGUAUCCAUUGCUCGAGGGAGGCCUUCAGAGGACAUUGCGGGGACACUGCAUGUGGAGAUGUGGUGAGAGUUCCUGAAGAAGCUUUUCCUCAAAAAUUGUCGUGCUAAUGCAGGUUCAUUAUAUAUCUCCGGAGGGUUGCAUAACAUUUAACCAGUUUUUUACCUGGUUCAAAGCCUCCCCCCCCCACAAAUUCAGUUGGUGAAUAAACAUACUGUAGGCGUACCUGCUUUUGUGACUAAUUCUGUGCCACCUUCAGGUUGCAGGAGAGUCUAAAAGAGUGCGCUAUGGUAUAAUAAAUAUUUCCGUACCACAUUGGAGACAUCUAAGCAGCUAAAGCAACAACAAGCAAUGAGCAACACACACAAAAUGAAAUGCUAUGCCCUGUUAGGCUCUUUAGACUGGAGCUGCCUUGUCUGAACAUGCGUCAAAUCCUGAAUAAUUCUGGUGUGAGCAAGAGUUUUAAAAGGACAAUAAAAAAGACUUAAGGUUUCACCCUUCCUCUGCUGAUCUCGGCUGCUGGGCUGCGUCCUAGAGGCAUGGAAAUGGCUGUGGGCUACCAUCUGCCCGCCAUGGCUCACAGCCUUUGCCAAAUUUGGCAGGGCUUUCAAAAGGCCUGCCUGUAGCUGCAUUUGUGCCUGCUGGCUUACUCUGAGUCAUGUUUUGGGGCUUGUGACGCAACAGGUGGGUUCUGCAUGAGGAAGUGGUUAGACUAGAGUAUCUUGAUGCUGGUGUUGAAGGACCUGGACUUUCCCUCCAUCCUGUUUCCUUGGAAGUUGACGCUGGCUUUUAAAAGCAUGGUGCCCUGAACUCGGAAGUAUCUUUUCCCAGCCUUUAACCAUGGCAGGCAGGGGAGAUGCAGUGAACAGGAAGAGUCCAGGCUCUCUGCCUUGCUCAGCUUUUCGCAAUGACUAGAGACUCUCAACCCCAUUCCUGCUGUGAUGCUCCUUUGAACAGAAGCUGCAGCAGCAGUAGUUGCUGGAGGUCAAAAGAGCCAUGCUUCCCGCUCAUCUUCUUAAGCUCAGCAGCAUCAGCUCAGAAAGUGAUUUUGAGUUAACUUCUCUCUGCCCCCACUUGGCCCCAGAAAUCAUCAUCAGGCCAUACUGAAAGUCAUCUAUUGCUUCUGGAGAAGAGAAGAUUCAUUCUCUUUGUGCCCCAAGGGGAGAACUCCUGUGAGUUAUCCUGAAAGGGGCUGCAACAGCUCCGUGGAAGUCGUAGACAUUGAAGUAGCAGUGAUACUACUGUUCUUUUUCCUUUAUAAGAACUAUAUUGAAUGCUAGUCAGAGCUUUAAAAGACCUGAAGGCUGUCUAGUUCACCCCCUAACUUGAGUGGGAUUCUUUGAAUCUUAGACUGCUAAUAGUUCAGUUCUUUAAAAUGUAGAAGAAAGGUCAGGUCAGCACCUUGAAUUGAGCCUGGAAGCAAAUUGGCAGCAAGUAUAGCUGCAUCAAAUUGGAAGCAAUGUGGCCUCUUCUCUGUGCUCUAGUCGAAAGAAGAGUUGCUGCUUUUUGUGAUAGUGAAAGUUUCCGAGCCGUCUUCAAGGGCAGUUCAGUGUAGAACACAUGUCUGUAAUCCUGUUAUGUGCAUGAUGGAAAGGAAGUCUCAUUUAGUGAGGAAGGGCUGCAGAAACCCGGCACAAAGAUUUGCAGCAGGACUAGGGAGCAACCCAAGGCUGCAUAGCCACUCUUUCAGGGAGAGCUGGACCCAACAAGUGGUUGCCGUAACCCCACAUGUCUGUAGUUGUGAUUCCUGCGUUGCCUAAGGACCCUCUGGGUCCCUUACAGCUCUACAGCUCCAUAAUUCUGUGAUCUCUUGUUCAGCUCUCAGAUCAGAAGAUAUUGGAAAAUAAAGUAAGGUGGCACCAGCAUAUUGAUGACCUUGCUCUUUCACACAGGGGUGCGUAAUUGUGGCAGGUCCAUAGUUCAGAUCAGCAAAAUUCAGGGAGGACUUUUCAGAACGGCUCAGACCACAGCCUCCUUCAUAGGUAGCAUCAUUUCACCCAGCCGCAGAGCUUUGUUUAUGGCUGCUGGUCCAUGAGGCUUCACUCCUUCCCAGUUGGCCCUCACCAGCUGCAAGGGUCAAGGGUCAAGAAAGCAAGUGGGUGGACACAAGUCCCCAAAGACUUUGCCCAGGUCCCCAGGAACCAAUAAAUGGAAUGGAUUCCAUUGUUAUUAUUAAAUAUAUUCCCUGCCCUUCAUCAGUAGGUUCCAUUGUGGGUUACAACAAUUUAAAAUUCAGAGUUAAAAACAGUUAAAGCAUUGCUUCCUGCAACUGUGGAGGCAGAACAUGGCCAUAUUGGCUAAGCAGUCUUUGAUAGCACUCUCCUCCAUUUAUUUGUCUGUGCCUCUCUUAAAGCCAUCCAAGAUACUGGCCACCACUGCCUCCGGUGGGAGGGAGUUCCAUAGUUUAGCUGUGCACUGUGUGAAGAAGUCUUUUCUUUUAUCUGUCCCAAAUCUUCCAACAUUCAGCUUCGUUGGAUAUCCAUGAGUUCUGGUGUUAUAUGUCAGAGGAAGAAACACUUCUCUAUCCACUCACGCCAUGCCAAGCAUUGUUUUAUAAACAUUGUUUUACUCUCCUUUUUUCUAAACUGAGAGUACUUUCUGGCACGAUUCCAUCAGAAGCAAACAAAUUAAAUGUUACCCCGUAGAAUAAGGAUGUUCAAACAGUUGUAGUUUGCUAAGAGGAGUAAGCUCAGCCUCGAGGUGAACUUUGUAUUCCUGUAAGUUCUCAUCUUUCAGUUAAACUUGGUUCGUGGCCGUCACUCAUUCCCCGGAUCUAGUGCAGAAGUUUCCUGCUUGCUGCUAACAAACCCCAAAAACAAUUCAGAGGCUCUGAAACUGCAGCCUGUGUUUUGGUGCUGAGAUCCAUGACUGAAUUCUUUUCAUUAAUCAGCUUUGCUGCAGAAAUAAAGCUUGAUGCUGGAUAAAUUAAUUCACGCACCCUAAAGACCAAGCUCAUUCUGCAUCAAUUGAAGUUAUUCUGGUGAGGGCGUCCCAAGAUGACCUUCUGACAUGAUGGGCCAGAUGAUUGCCCUUUCUUGAUUUAAUUAGCCUCCCGCAAAGUAGUUCAUUUAGGCUGGCUAGGAAGAUAAGGGAAAGUUAAAUGGCUUGCUCAACCCUGCAUCAAACCUAUUUACCCUUGUGAUGACAAGGAAGUGCAGAGCCUAGGCAUUGAAAACACAUUCUGAACUUUGUAUAUUUAAAGCUGUAAAUCAUGCAGUUGGCCAUAUUCUGCUCUACCUGAAUCUUGUUUAUGAGGCCUGGAUUUGAUGGAACAUUUUGCUGGGCUGAUGUGUCCCUGAUGGCGUUUCUGGGGAGCCUUGCUCUGAUCAUUAGCGAUCUGCCUUGUUCCAGUUGAGGUUUACAUGUCCAUCUAGCUGGCCCACUGCUACGGUAUGUGUUAAGGACAUAAGAAGAGCUGGACCAGCACAGUGGCCAACCAGAUACCCCAAAGGCAAGGCCAAAACCAGGAUUUACAACUCUCUCCUCCUGCGGCUUCCAGCAACUGGUAUUCAGAAGCAUUGCUUCCCCUGACUGUGCUGGCAGAACAUAGCCAUCCUGGCUAGGAGCCAUCAAUAGCCCUCUACUAUACUGAUUUGUCUAAUCCUCUUCUAAAGCCAUCUAGAUUGGCGGCUGUCACUGUCUCCUGUGGGAGCAUCCAUAGCUUACCUAUGCACUGCAUGAAGGAGGACUUCCCUCUGACUGGCACCAGCUCUUCAGCUUCUAAGGUUGAGAAAAGCCUCUCCUGUCAACUGUUACUUGACAGGGAUUGAACAGGAGACAUUCUCAAUGAAAAGAGCUGUGCCCAGCUUGAAAGAUCUCCUUUUUUGUGUGUGUGUAAAUGAACUGUGGGCAGCACGCUUCAUUCUUUCCAAUAGCUGCUCUGGAGUCUGACUUCUACAGGAUUUUCAUUUUCCAUGUCAUGUUUCACCAUAGCUAUAUGUCUCAUUCACAGGAAUCGUUCCAAAAUUACGUCUGCAGAAUUUGCAGAGGUGUUUUUGUUUGUACUUUUCUUUUAAAAAAAUUGUUGGUUUUUUUUAAAAAAGACAUUUUAAACAUGAUCUGAGCCAGAAAGGCUGGCUAAAUUCACAGUUUACUUCUGAGUCAUCAUACAUUAAAAUCGUAGCUCUAAUGCACAUAGCACAAAUAAAAACAUCAAAUCUCAACACUUGUGCUAUAAAUUAUUAUUAUUUAUUAUUAUUAUUUUUAAAAGAUUGCUGUCUGAGAUCCUUAGAAGUGGAGGGGUUUGGAGCUGGAUCUGCAGUGUAGACCCUUCCCUCAGGGCCGCAGUGCUGAGAAUUCUGCCGCAUCGACCAGGCCUUGUGCCAAAACGAAGAUGAGCAGCUCAGCUUCGAGGCCGUCCUCAACAUCCACAAGCAGAUGGAUGACGAUGCCAAUGGCGAUGUCGACGUGGAGGAGAGCGACGAGUUCCUGAGGGAAGACUUGAAUUACCACGACCCAACGGUCAAACACAGCACCUUCCAUGGAGAGGAUAAGCACAUCAGCGUGGAAGAUCUUUGGAAGGCCUGGAAGUCGUCUGAAGUGUACAACUGGACUGUUGAUGAGGUGGUACAGUGGCUCAUCACCUACGUGGAGCUGCCACAGUACGAAGAGACCUUCAGGAAGUUGCAGCUCUCAGGACAUGCCAUGCCAAGGUUGGCAAUCACCAACGCCACCAUGACAGGAACUGUCCUGAAGAUGACCGACAGGAGCCACCGACAGAAGCUGCAGCUCAAGGCCCUGGACACGGUGCUCUUUGGGCCGCCUCUCUUGACCCGUCAUAACCACUUCAAGGACUUCAUGCUGGUGGUAUCCAUUGUGAUCGGGGUGGGCGGCUGCUGGUUUGCUUACAUCCAGAACCGCUACUCGAAAGAGCACAUGAAGAAGAUGAUGAAGGACCUCGAAGGUCUCCACAGAGCUGAGCAGAGUCUGCACGAUCUCCAGGAAAGGCUCCAGAAGGCCCAGGAAGAGCACCGCACGGUGGAGGUGGAGAAGGUCUCCUUGGAGAAGCGGCUGCAGGACGAGAUCAGCAUCGCCAAGCAGGAGGCCCACCGGCUCCGGGAGCUGCGGGAAGGGACGGAGAAUGAGCUCAGCCGGCAGAAGUAUGCAGAGCAGGAGCUGGAGCAGGUACGCCCUGGCCGGGAGCAGCCCCCAUGCCGGGUGCGCAUGGCGCUCAAGAACGCAGAGAAGGAGCUGGAGUCGCACAGCAGCUGGGCCGUCCCCGAGUCCCUGCAGAAGUGGCUGCAGCUGACCCACGAGGUGGAGGUGCAGUACUACAACAUCAAGAAGCAGAGCGCCGAGAAGCAGCUGCUCCUGGCCAAGGAAGGGGCCGAAAAGAUAAAGAAGAAGCGCAACACUCUCUUUGGGACAUUCCACGUUGCCCACAGCUCGUCCCUGGACGACGUGGAUCAUAAAAUCCUGACUGCCAAGCAAGCCCUGAGCGAGGUGACGGCGGCCCUGCGGGAGCGGCUCCACCGCUGGCAGCAGAUAGAGAUGCUCUGCGGCUUUCAGAUUGUGGUCAAUCCGGGCAUCCACACCCUGGUGUCCGUCCUCAACAUCGACCCCACGUGGAUGGGAAGCUGCACACGGCCAAACACCUCCCACUUCAUCAUGACCGACGACGUGGACGACCUGGAUGAGGAAAUCGUAUCCCCUAUGUCCAUGCAGUCACCCUCCAUGACCAGCAGCGUCCGCCAGCGCCUCGUCGACCCUCAGCACUCCUUGGGAUCACAGAGAGAUUUAUCGCACUCCGACUCGGAUUCCUCCAUCCCUCACCUGAGCAACAGCCAGCGCACGUCCAGCUCAGCCCCCAGGCUGUCUGCCCGGCCAGCGCUGCUCAACAAGUCAGAGGAAGCGGCAGUGGCGGCUGCCUGUGGCUACAGCAACCGGCAGGUGGAGGCUUCCUCUUUGCCGGAGGCGUUCCCCGAGAGCCCCAUCCUCAUGAAGAAGGCCGUGGUGCUGAACCACGGCCUGGAGAAGUCGUCCAGCCUGGGGGAGAUCAGCCACACGGCUGGGGCAGGGGCCCCCCGCCACGCCCACUCCGACUCAUCCCGCUCACACAGCCCCAGCUCCACCGAGCCCGACACGCCCUCACCCACCUCCGACCCCCGGCUCAACAGCCAGGGCAAAGCGGGAAACAGCCGCAUCCCCCACCUGGCAUCCAAGAAGAACGCGGCCGGCGGGGAGGAAGACAGUGGCUCCACGGGGGAAGAGACCGACUCCUCGGGGCAGGGCAAGAAGAAGUUCCCCCUGAAGAUCUUCAAGAAGCCCAAGAAAUAAGUCUGGGCCGGGGGGGUUAGCAAGGAGGGAACCCCCCACCCAAACAGCCACACUGGGACGGAGCAGGAGGCGAGGGGAGGGGGAGCACCUUGAGGAGGAGGGCCAAGAGCACCCACCCACCCACCCACCUCUCCUCCUCCUCCUCCCCCAGGAUCCCUCUGCUCUCCGGGUGGAGGAGCUGCUGGUGGAACGCCCCUAUUUAUUUUGUGACGUCGGCCUGGCCGCCUUCCUCGCGCCGGAGGUGGGGGGGGGGUCCCUUGCUUUUGGCUGCGCAUGGCUUCAGACGAGCUCUCCCUCCUAGCCCUCUCGCCACCGCCACACCAUGCGACACUGGAUCCGUUCACCCCGCUCCCCCUUUGUUCGUUGCUUCCCCUGCGCACCGCAGCGGCCCCGAGGAGGCUCAGUGGCAGGGAAGGAGAGGGUUUUGCAAGGGGAUUGUUGUUGGGGAGGGCGUGGGGGUGCUCGCCUUGCUUGUCCGACCCCCACCCCCCAUGUGGGUUUACUUUAGGGACUAGCCCCUUUCCCUCAAGCGAAGCAAAGAAGGAGCAGGAAGAGGGCGGGCCAGGACUGUGGGGAGGAGUGGGGAGAGAGGGGGAAGAUGAGCUCCAUCGCCCUGCAAAAGCCCACUGGGGCAGAAGCCUGUUUUUUAGAGCCCUUGGUGAACACCAGCUGUUCAUUACAGACCAAAAGGGGCAAGUUCAGCCCCCAGCUCUAUGGGCAGGAGACCACAAAGCGGCCACUUGGCCCCAGAGCAGCAGGGGCUUUCCUUCUCCCCACAUGUCCCCUUGAGGUGGAAAGAGGCCUUGUCUUUCCUGCAAGCGGUGCUUGGCUUUGGGGGGGGGUUGUCCCUGCAAGAGCUGGGGGGGGGGCUUUCUUGUGUCUGCUUUCUGGCCCACAAAUAAGCAGGAGGCUUUGCUGAGCCUAGAAGCCUUCUGCAAGAGCUUCCCCACAUUGUAGAGUUGCUGUCUGCCCCGGGACAUCCCUGCUACAGCCAGGUCUUGCCCUAUGCACGAGGGAGGGACGCAGGGAGACCGGAGUUGGCCUGCCUUCGGCUAGCUCAGCUUCUUGGCCAUGCCAGGUGCCUGGCUGCGUGUUGCCAAGUGUAGGAGACCCCCUGCCCUCCUGGUUGCAGCUUGUGUAGGGUUGUGCAUGCAAGAGAGCUGCCUCCCAUUCCCUCUCGCAGGCUCUGAAAGGCUUCUGGGUUUUGUUUUUGCACUUUGGAGCAAAGGUGGACAGGUUUGGGCCGCUGGUGGCCUCCUUCCAUGGCAGACCCAGGUCCUCUUCCCCGAUAGCAGCCUCCCCUCCAGAGCCAUGCCUGCAUGCCUGCCAAGGACAGAGGAAGGGCUUUGGGGAAACUCUCAGAGACUUGAUGGCCAAACUGGCACCGCUUUGAGCUUCCUGCUGUUGCUGCUUCUCCAUCUCCAAGUGCCUGCGCUGUCCGCCACCUGGGCCUUCCUCUGCCAGCUUGACAAUGUCCAGGUGGGAAGGCGAGAGACCGGGCACUUGCAGGGAGGGGGGCCUGGCCUCGGCUCAAGCAGAGGAUGGGGCGACCCCCACCCCACCCCCAAGUUCCACCAUCCAAGGCCAUGAAGACCAGAGGCCCAGGCCAGCUUGAGAACCCAGGAGGAGCAUGGCUCUCCCUUCUACCCUUGCCACGCACCAGAGGAGGCGCAACAAGCGCCAAGGAAAGCAGCCUCCACAGCUUCCUCUUCCUCCAUGAAUGAGAUCCUGCCUGCCUGCCUGCCAGCUUCUGCCCUGGGCAGCAACGGGCACAAGGAGACCGUCCUGUCCCCCCAGCGCCAGGCCACCCUGCUCUGCACCUGCCAAGUCUUGAUCUUAUUUAAUGGCCAUUUCAUAAAACUGUUUUCAAUCCAAUAAAAGCAUGUAGAUUAUUUUAA
Messenger RNA from Zootoca vivipara (common lizard), 11392 nucleotides. The record is from RefSeq and is a predicted model, not a curated record. NCBI's taxonomy places the organism in Eukaryota, Metazoa, Chordata, Lepidosauria, Squamata, Lacertidae.